CCUGAGCUUCCGGCGACCAGCGGUAGAAAAGCUCUGCUGCAUCAUCUCAUAUCCUCUUCUCCUCUUCUCAGACCCCUUCACAUUGUCACGCUGGACCUCCAUUACUAGCGUUUCGUUAGCCCGGCUCGCUGCGGAACUUCGUCCCACCUCGAAACACGACUCGCACACGUUGCUUAACGCUGGUACACUAGCUGGAAGUUUGGAUGAACAAUGAACCAGUAGCUGAAGAGCUUCAACCACCAUAGGAAUACCACACAACCCAUCUCACGGCCAUCCGUAGGGCGGACACCGCAACCAUGGGCCUCAUCGACACGCGAGACCUGCGCCAGUUUCCCUCGGGAGACAACUCGAGCGACACGGUCAUCAACGGAGUGCAUUUCAAUCUCACAGCGCUUAAUCUUUACAACUACACCUACUACUCCAACGACACCAUCUCCAACGCCUCGAAAUGUUACCUCAUCUUCGAAAAAUACCAGCCUCAUAUGUUCGCGAACGGAAGCUGGGUCAAUGGAACAAAUUGCUACAACCCAUACUACGGAAUCAAGGCUCGGGGGGCUACAAGUAUAGGUUUUGCAACUCUAUUCGCCGCCAGCAUUGUAUUCUCGCUCGUAAACUUGCGCAAACACGGGCGGCUGUUCAUCCGGGAAGACAAGAGGUUUAGGGCAAUCGGAAGGCGAUGGCAGUGGUACUGGAUGUGCUUUGUGGCGGCUUGCGGCAUGAUCAGUUGUAUAACUGGGGUGGACGUCGACCGAGAUUAUCUGCAGAACAUCCCAAUUGUCCUACAGAGCUUCUUCUUCUGCCUUGCACUACCGGGAACGCUGGCUAUGGUCUGGGAGCAAACGAGGCAUUGGGGCUCGUGGCAAGAGAGGCAACUCUAUGACAGAGAUCCUUUCUCGCUGCCGCAGGAUGACAAGCGUGCCAAAACCGAAUUCUGGAUGCCUUUGGUCUUCUACCUGUUCGCUUGGCUGAACUUCUUCAUGAUCAUCCCGCGGUCUUGGACACCGCUAGAGAAACAAAAUUCGAAAGAUCAGCAAGAAAACAUCGCCGAGCCCGCAGGAACAGAUGUUCGCGAGAAAGUCGGUGGAAUACUAGCAGCUCUCGCGUUCCUCGUGAUAUGCUUCUCCCUCCAUCACUCCCUUCGUCAUUACAAACCUCGGGCUACUGGAAUCUGGAACAAGAUCAACUCCUUCUGUCGUGACUGCCCGACAAAGAUAUUUCUCAGCAUUAUCGUAUUAGCUAUUCGCGUAGCGUAUGCGAUAGCAUCGGCUUGGGAGUGGGAUAUCAGUAUCUUUAAGUAUGAUGUUAAUGUUGGCUGGCCUUUCGGACUUGGCUGGGGCUCGACCCUUCUGAUUAUAAUAAUCAUGGAGGUUGCUGGAAUGGUGGAGGAGAACGAAGACAAGGUCAUCCUCCAGCAACGAAGAGAUAGAGGUCGCAUCGUCGAUCAGGAACUUGGCCUCGUCAAGAAACCAAACUGGUGGAGCAAAUCGCAUGCAGACAGCCGUCUCACCGACGAGGAGCGGAUGAAAGCUCUAACGACAGAAGUUGGGGGUGGCAGGCCCACUGCAAGGAACAUCUCCGCCAACGUCGAGCUCACCAACAUGAACUUACGGAAUCGGUCUCGGGACAGGCCAGCGGUUGAUCCUUUCAGGGACCACAGUCCACAGGACUCAACGAGCGGCAAUAGGCUCACUAUAGCACGGACAGAGAGCGACAAUGCUAGCACUAUGACCGGAGUGUCGAAUACUACGAGGGCAUCAGACCGGACGCUGGGAGAGAAUGCACAGCCGCAAGUCAUAAGAAGUAUGCUGGAUAUUUAAGGAUGGGGCAGACGGUCAAGCGAUUUGAUAUCCUCCUGGGAACUCUGUGUUGCUUGGAUUGAUUCGUUGUAUAUCUUUGUUUAAUGUAGCGUUCCCUAAUGAUGUAGC
This is a messenger RNA of Mytilinidion resinicola, 1925 nucleotides long. RefSeq lists its product as uncharacterized. NCBI's taxonomy places the organism in Eukaryota, Fungi, Ascomycota, Dothideomycetes, Mytilinidiales, Mytilinidiaceae. The record is from RefSeq and is a predicted model, not a curated record. The coding region runs from base 297 to 1817 and encodes 506 amino acids. The transcript has 3 exons.